Cricetulus griseus (Chinese hamster) is the source of this 648-nucleotide messenger RNA. The record is from RefSeq and is a predicted model, not a curated record. NCBI's taxonomy places the organism in Eukaryota, Metazoa, Chordata, Mammalia, Rodentia, Cricetidae.
AUGAAGCCUCUGAAGCUGUUCUGCAUAGGACUGUUGUUGUACCCCGUGGUUUGUCUCUUGUUAGAGGCAGCUACUCCUUCAGCUUUACUUACCUUUGAAGUGAAAGAAAAAGCAGGAGUGAAAUCCGGUGCAGUAAGUGUAUUUGCUAUUAGGAUGAAUGCUCCCGACUUCAAAAGACAAAAGAUUCAAGUCUCAGGACUCCAGAGAUCUUGGAUGAGCAAGUUUAAAAACCAUCUGUCAGAUUUCUUCAAGAGCUCCAUACCUCGAGCAGCCAUUUUUGCUUUUUUUGUCACCAUAGCAUUAAUGGGGAUCCUCUGCUGCCUCACUCCUUUUGUUCCCAUUCCUACUAAGGCCCCGGUGACAAACCAAAGUUGUAGUCUGUGGAAGUUCUUCCUGGAAAUCCAAAGAGUUUAUUGGGCUUACUUACAGAGCAUGGAGAUGCAGGCCGCACACCUCGUCAGGGCCCGCAGAGGCGUGGCAAAAGCAGAGCUUCCAAGCAGCCCUAAGCUACGCCUUCUCCAAUCGCUAAGCAUGAGAAAGGAGAAGGCGUGGGUGGGUUUAGAGGCGGACCAGGGCGGGGAAGUAGGCGGAGCCUGGGUACGACUCCACCAGGCCCUCCUGGCUCUGAGCCUGCAGGGUUGUGACUAG